Messenger RNA from Tupaia belangeri chinensis (Chinese tree shrew), 1201 nucleotides. It is a transcript of the gene RAX, whose product is annotated as retina and anterior neural fold homeobox. The record is from RefSeq and is a predicted model, not a curated record. The transcript has 4 exons. Gene Ontology annotation, biological process: positive regulation of transcription by RNA polymerase II. Gene Ontology annotation, molecular function: DNA-binding transcription factor activity, RNA polymerase II-specific; RNA polymerase II cis-regulatory region sequence-specific DNA binding. The coding region runs from base 1 to 780 and encodes 259 amino acids. Lineage: Eukaryota; Metazoa; Chordata; Mammalia; Scandentia; Tupaiidae.
AUGCACCUGCCGGGCUGCGCACCCACGAUGGCCGACGGCAGCUUCUCGCUGGCCGGCCACCUGCUCCGCAGCCCGGGCGGAAGCACCUCGCGGUUACACAGCAUCGAGGCCAUCCUGGGCUUUACCAAGGACGACGGGAUCCUCAGCGCCUUCCCGGAGCAGGGCGCUCGGGGCGGGAAGGAGCGCGAGAGGAGGCUGGGCGCCCGGCCCGCCUGCCCCAAGGCGCCUGGGGGAGGCCCCGAGCCUACCCCGCCACCAGCCCCGGCGCCCGCCCAGGAGUAUGAAGCCCCUCGCCCCUACUGUCCCAAAGAACCCGGGGAGGCCCGGCCGAGCCCAGGGCUGCCAAGUGGGCCAGCCACCAGCGAGGUGAAGCUGUCGGAGGAAGAGCAGCCCAAGAAGAAGCACCGGAGGAACCGCACGACCUUCACCACCUACCAGCUGCACGAGCUGGAGCGAGCCUUCGAGAAGUCCCACUACCCCGACGUGUACAGCCGCGAGGAGCUGGCCGGCAAGGUCAACCUGCCCGAAGUCCGCGUCCAGGUGUGGUUCCAGAACCGACGGGCCAAGUGGCGGCGGCAGGAGAAGCUGGAAGUGUCGUCCAUGAAGCUGCAGGACUCGCCUCUCCUCUCCUUCAGCCGCUCGCCGCCCUCUUGCGGCCCUGGCUUCGGGGACAAGUUCCCGCUGGACGAGGCGGACCCCCGCAACAGUAGCAUCGCGGCGCUGCGCCUGAAAGCCAAGGAGCACAUUCAGGCCAUCGGGAAGCCGUGGCAGGCCCUCUAGUGGCACCGGGACUGUCCUGGGAGCCGACCCCGAGCCGCACUUCUUGAAUCUGCACCCUCUGCCCCCCGGUGUCUCCCCUUGGCCACUUUCUUCGUCCUUCCUGCAAGCCAGGCUUCCGUCCGGGACUCGCGCCAGCUCCAGACGCUCUGCGGAGGGCCGGCUCUCAGGCCUAAGCAGGCCGGCUCCCCUGAGGCCCCGACGGACCCCCAGCCCUGCUACGGAAGGGGAAGGAGCUGCUGGCGGGCUGGUUAUGCUGUCUACAUCCUCGACCGCGCCGGAACCUCCAGGCACAAGGGACCAAAGCUCCUGACCUUGACCUUUCCCAGGCAGCUUGGCGACCUAGAUAACCAUAAAGAGCGAGGCAGAUGAAGAAGAAAAAUAGAGUUUGAAGAACUGUUUGUAUCAGUAGUUUCAAAGUGUU